Molecule: messenger RNA, 1203 nt
Organism: Nasonia vitripennis (jewel wasp)
Lineage: Eukaryota; Metazoa; Arthropoda; Insecta; Hymenoptera; Pteromalidae
Product: RING finger protein 212B-like
Exons: 5
Coding region: 200-883 (227 amino acids)
Biological process (GO): homologous chromosome pairing at meiosis; reciprocal meiotic recombination; protein sumoylation
Cellular component (GO): synaptonemal complex
Molecular function (GO): SUMO transferase activity
Source: RefSeq, a predicted model, not a curated record
UGGUAACACUGAAAGUCAGAGUAAAGCUGAAGACUGAAGAGUCUGAACUCUGAAGGUGAAGAGAAAGGACAACGUGAUAGAUCUGCCGAAUAAUCGCUUUACUUUUGCACAAAAAUAACUAAAGGUUCUUACUAACUUCUUUAAAGGGAUUCUUUUCAGUCUAAAAUACAGGUGGUUUAUUGCGUGUAUAUAGAGGUAAAUGAUCAUAAUGGAACCGGCAUUAGAUAAAGCUGUUAAAAAUUACAAAGAAUGGGUACGAUGCAACUCGUGCUGGUCGAAAAUAGAGCAAAAGGAACCAACAAACUUUUACAUUACCCAGUGUGGACACGUCUACUGUGGUAGAUGCAUUGUGCAAGCUGAGAAAAGAUGCUUUCAAUGCGGGGAUAUAAACGUCAUAUCUUUACCUGUGAGAGAGCCUCUAAGCCCUCAAAUAGCUCAUUAUUUUAGUGAUGUUGAUGUUUUACGAGACAAAGCUGAGCAGGCAGAUAUUUUCCAGAAGAAUCAGAUAAAACUUUAUUUGCAAAGGGCUCAUGAAGUUGAAAAUAAAUAUCAGGCUUUAAAACAAGAAUACAUGGCUAAUGCUGAUCAUAUGAAAAAACUUCAUGAGAAAUAUAAUAAAUUGAAGAUGAUUACACUUAUGAUGCAAAAAGAAAACAAGAAGCUACUUUCCAAAAGUGGCGUUUACACUCCAACUCAGUAUCGAACUCCACCUGAUCAAGUAAAUCUGAACUCGAGCUACAAAAAUGAUGAAGGUUUUAGGGUACCAACGAUAACAAAGGUUCCUAAAUCUGCAGGCUAUUAUUCUGCUUCUUCUAGCGGUUCUAAUUUUUCAAACUAUCAGACAAUCACACCAAAAUCUAACUAUUCUCGUUAUUCAAAAUGAGUUAUUUUCAUAUCUAUAACUUGGAAUAAUUCUAUUUUCGUUUUUAAAUCAGACCAUCGUAAAAAGUUUUUCUUUUAUCCAAAUGAAUAUUUAUCUAUUGAUCAGUAAAUAUCCAUUCAUAGUUUUUGAAAUUUGAUAAUCAUGUAUUUUCAUUUUUAUUUUUGAUAAAGACCUUAGGAACUUGUAGAUCAAUGUUGAAUCAAUCUUUAUUUUUAAUUCUUUUUUUUCGUACAAAGAACUAAACUUAUGUAAAGCAAAGGUCAACUUAGCUCAAAACGAUCGUUCUUUUAGUAAUAAAGUGCCUAACAGCCAAUACAUAA